Echinops telfairi (small Madagascar hedgehog) is the source of this 1449-nucleotide messenger RNA. RefSeq names its product ankyrin repeat and death domain containing 1B (gene ANKDD1B). The record is from RefSeq and is a predicted model, not a curated record. Lineage: Eukaryota; Metazoa; Chordata; Mammalia; Afrosoricida; Tenrecidae. Gene Ontology annotation, molecular function: protein binding.
AUGGCACAUGGCCAGACAACAUCUCACUGUGAGCAUGCACAAAAGGGCAAGGGAAGGAAGGACAGCCCGAGGGGCGCGGCGAGCCGGCCCUGGCAGCGCCUCUCCCGGAUCCUGAAGCAGGAGGGCCCUCAGGAGGAGGAGGAGGAGACCAAGGCUGGACUUGAACUCUUGCUGCCAAACGAGAGAAGCUUUCAGAAUGCUGCUCAGAGCAAUACUCUGGACCUCAUGGAGAAGCUUUACGAAAAGAAGGUUAAUAUUAAUGCUGCCAACAAUAUGAACUGCACAGCGCUGCACUUUGCGGUGGGGAGGAAUCAUUUCUCUGCAGUGAACUUCUUGCUUAAUCACAAAGCCAGGGUAGAUGUUGCUGAUAAGCACGGCUUGAUGGUAGCCCACCUGGCCGCCUGGUCUGGAAGCCUGGAGAUCAUGCGCUUGCUCGUGAAGGCUGGUGUGGACCAGAGAGCCAAGAAUCAGGAUGGCAUGAGCCUGCACUUUGCAGCCCAGAGUAAUAAUAGCGUGCACAUCGUCGAGUACCUCAUUCAAGACCUGCAGGACCUGGACCAGCCCGAUGAGAAAGGAAGGAAGCCAUUUCUUUUGGCAGCUGAGAAGGGCCAGGUGGAAAUGAUUGAAACGCUUCUCUCCCUUCCGCACACCUCAGAAAAGGACAAGGAAGGAAAUACUGCCCUGCACCUCGCUGCAAAAUACGGCCACAGUCCUGCACUACAGCUGUUGCUAACGCAGUGGCAAGAAAUAAAUGAGGUCAAUGAGCUCAAUAUCACUGCUUUGUAGGUAGCAGCCCAGAAUGGCCACAGACCUCUUGUCAGUCUCCUGCUCCAGGAGAAGGUGGAUUUGCACCAGAAAGUGGAAAGGCAGCAAACCCCUUUGCAUGUCGCUGCUGAUCUUGGAAAUGUGGAAUUGGUGGAGACCCUCCUGAAGGCAGGCUGUGACCUGAAGAUCCUGGGUAAGCAAGGGAGGACUGCCCUAGUGGCGGCCUCCAGGAGCAACCACAGUCUGGUCGUGGACAUGAUCAUUAAAGCAGAUAGAUACUACGCCUGGAAAGAGGUAAGGAGCCAUCAGGAGGCAGUGGAGGACUUCUCAGUCGGCUGUACUCUGACAUUCAAACAAGACCACAGCCUGGAGACCAGACACAUCCGCACUUGCCUCUGGACCCUGGCUUACCAUCAGCUCAAGGCCAAUGAGUGGCAGAGGCUGGCCCUUUGGUGGGGCUUCACAGACGGGCGGAUCCGGGCCAUCGAGGAGCAGUGGUCAGGAAAGGAGAGCUUCCGCGAACAGGGCCACCUCAUCUGGCUGCACGGCAUCCGGCUGACACAGGCCACCGCCAGGCACCUGCACGAGGAGCUGGGGCGCGCAGGCUUCCCGGAGCUAGCGGAAAAGAUCCGUCAAUUCAAAAGUGAAACAGACUCAAGUUUCAAGAAAUGUGCAGUUUCGUAA